Messenger RNA from Amaranthus tricolor (Joseph's coat), 4085 nucleotides. Its product is annotated as QWRF motif-containing protein 2-like. Gene Ontology annotation, molecular function: microtubule binding. Gene Ontology annotation, biological process: centrosome cycle; spindle assembly. Gene Ontology annotation, cellular component: cytoplasm; nuclear microtubule; centrosome. The record is from RefSeq and is a predicted model, not a curated record. NCBI's taxonomy places the organism in Eukaryota, Viridiplantae, Streptophyta, Magnoliopsida, Caryophyllales, Amaranthaceae. Bases 451 to 3135 code for a protein of 894 amino acids. The transcript is spliced from 6 exons.
AUCUUCUCACCUAACCGCAACAAUGUCUCUUACAACUUUCAAAUUUCUCACUAACAUCUGACACAUAUUCUUCAACUCCUCCUGAAUCCCCAAAUCCCUAAAUCCUAAUUCUUAAUUCCUGAUUCCUAAAUCCUAAAUCUGAUACUGUAAUAAAUUUAAUUCUCAAUUCUAUGAAUUUAUUGAGGAUUUCAAAUUCACGAAUUCCAAUUUCGAAUUGCAAUUUUCAAAAGUUUCUCUCAUUUUUAUUGUAACGGAAACUGGAAUAUUUCGCACAAUUUAACCACUCACAAAUCAACCCCUAAUUUCUCUGUUUCCAUUAUUAGCCGUGAUUUCAAUUUUUUGACGUAAUCAACAAAUUUCGUAGUUUCAGCAAUUGAUUUUUUUAUUCUACAUUGUGAUUUGCGAAUUAGGGUUUUUCUUGAUGCUUCGAUUUAGAGAAGAAGGUCGAUAAUGGUAGUAGCAACAUCCACAACACCUAAUAAUCUUAAGAAUUUAAGGUCUCAAUCAAAUCCUAAAAGACCUCCAUUGUUGCCUUCUGAGGGAGAUAUUAGCAACAAGAACAAGAGCAAUGAUGGCAGCAUUACAGGUUUUGAUCGGCGUCCCAAAUCUCGGGAAGUUUCUUCUCGUUAUUUGUCAAUAUCUUCUUCGUCUUCAACAUCUGGUUCAUCUUCUUCAACUUUCUCCAAUUCUUCCUACUUUUCCCCUUCUUCUCGCCGCCGAUGUCCUUCUCCCCUCCCUUCCAGGAUCAAUACAACAGCUCCUGCCACUCCGGCGACGAAUCCUUCGCGGUUGCAGUCAGAUGCCGCCAAAUUACUCAUAUCUUCGUCUAAAAGCAUGUCAGUUUCCUUCCAAGGUACGGCCAAGAAAUCUACGAAACCAUUGCCUUCUCCUGUUGCAAGUGUAAGAAGGGCAGCUACUCCUACUCCUGAUAGGAAGCAGAAUUUGCUGAGGCCGAGUGGCGGAAAUGCUAGAUUGGUUGAGCAGCAGCAGCAGCAGCAGCAUCUUCAUCCAUGGCCAGGUAGGUCUCGACCCCCUGUAAGUUCUUUGACUAGAAGUGUGGAUUUGGGGGGUUUGGAGGGGAAGAAAUUAAUUAAUGGAUCUACAACGAAAGUAGUUAGGGAUUUACGAGAAUCUUUGAUUGGGAAUUGUAAAUUGAAUACAAGUAUGUGCAAAGAUGAUAAAGUAAAGGUUAUUGGGGAUGAUAAUGCCAGCUGCUUUAAUGGUGGGUCUAGUUUGGGUUCUGAAUCAGCUGUUUCUGAUAGGGAAAGUGUGUCGUCUGAGUGUAACUCUGGUUCUCAAGAUAGUAAUAGUAAUGCCAGUGUUCGUCGUAGUAAAGGUGGAGCUCGGAAUAUUGUGGUUACUGCUAAACUUUGGCAUGAGGCCAAUAGUUCUCGGUCAAAACGUGUACCUGACCCGGGUUCUCCUGUUGCUAGAAGCAAUUUGUUGAAAGGAUCAGUUCCUCCUAAACUCAUCCCAUCGAAGGCGUUAGUGACUGGUAGUCCAGGGGCAUCUCCGAGAAGAGCUGUGAGUAAUAGAGGUUUUUCAUCUUCUCUUCCUGGGUCUUUGAGGCCUUCCUCUCCAGGCCAUAUAAGGACAUCUUUGCACUCUACAUCCAAGGGUUCAUUGGGUACAUCGUUGCAGCCUGCCUCACCAGCAAAGCUAGUGUCAUCGUUGCCGCCUGCAUCACCUGCUAAAUCGGGGGCAUCUUUGCGUCCUGCAUCACCUUCUAAAUUGGGGGCAUCUUUGCGGCCUGCGUCUUCUUCUAACUCGGGGGCAUUUUUGCGGCCUGCGUCACCUGCGGAAUCGGGGGCAUCUUUGCGGCCUGCUUCACCUGCUAAAUCGGGGGCAUCUUUGCGGCCUGCUUCACCUGCUAAAUCGGGGGCAUCUUUGCGGCCUGCUUCACCUGCUAAAUCGGGGGCAUCUUUGCGGCCUGCUUCACCUGCUAAAUCGGGGACAUCUUUGCGGCCUGCUUCACCUGCUAAACCUGGGGCAUCUUUGCGGCCAGCUUCACCUGCCAAACUGGGGGCAUCUUUGCGGCCUGCUUCACCUGCUAUAUCUGGGGCAUCUUUGCGGUGUGCAUCGCCAGGGAAAUUAGGAACAUCAUUCCGGCCUGCAUCACCAGGGAAACCAGGAGCAUCAUUGCAGCCUGCAGCACCAGGGAAACCAGGAGCAUCAUUACGGCCUUCAACUCCAGGAAAACCAGGAGCUUCAUUGCGGUCAGCAUCACCAAGUAAGGUGGGAUCGUCUUUGCGGCCUGCUUCGCCAAGUAAGGUAGGGUCAUCCUUACGGCCACAAUCACCUGGUAUACUAGGAACUUCAUUGAGGCCCGCAUCACCAAAUAAACUUGGAACUUCUCUGGCAUCAGAAAACAUUUCCUGUAGUGGGAUGGGACGAAUGGCUAGUCCUUCCAGGGUGCGACAAGCUAUUGCAGCCUCAUCUGCUAAUGCUAUGAACAGCAUGCCAUCAGUUCUUUGCUUUGGGGCAGAUGUUAGAAGAGUGCGAGUGAGUGAUAGCCGUCUUGGUGAUGCACAUUUACUGCGUAUCUUGCAUAAUAGGCAGUUACAGUGGCGGUUUGUCAAUGCUAGAGUAGAGUCUUCCUUUUCCAUUCAGAAAUUCAAUGCAGAGAGGAGUCUUUACAAUGCAUGGAAAGCAACUUCAGAUUUGCGUGACACAGUCUCUUCUAAAAGGAAGGAGCUGCAGUGGUUGAAGCAGAAUAUGAAGCUUGUGUCUAUUUUGAAGGGGGAAAUGUUAUACUUGGAAGAAUGGGCACUUAUGGUCACAGAACAUUGUAGUUCAUUAUAUGGUGCCAUUGAGUCGUUCAAGGCCAGUACAAUUUGCCUGCCGCUUAUUGGUGGGGCAAAGGCUGAUAUUCACGAUGUAAAAGACGCUAUAUGCUCUGCUGCAGAUGUAAUGCAUGCUAUGGCUUCUUCAAUAUGUUGUCUAUUGGAGAAAGUUGAGGAAGUAAACUCUUUGGCUACAGAGGUUGCUAGUGUUACCUUAAAGGAGCAAGCUUUCCUCAAUGAAUGCAAAGACAUCCUGUCAAUGUUGGUAGCCAUGCAGGUCAAAGAUUGUAGCCUCAGAGCACAUAUGUUACAGCUAAAAGGUGCACCGUCAAUCCUGGCUAUUGAAGUGUAAAAGUUGCGCUCGACCUGACUUGAAUCUAACUUAACACUUUUAACCACCCAAUUCGCUACAUUUUUACCUGAAGCUAUCUAUUUGAAGGCGUGCUUGAGUGUGCUAAUCUUUUGGGACUUUGUCGAGAAGUAUCUGAUCAUUUCGUGGAAUCCAUUACGACUUUGACUGCUUUUUAUUGCCAGCCUGUGCUGGUUGUCUAGGCGUAGCGUGUCUCUUAGUAUACAGGUUUUUCUUUACACUAGAUGAGAAAUGUGCAAAAUGUACAUAUUGUAAUGUCUAAUUACAGCGGCUCUUGUCAAUAGUUUAGGUACAGUUUUUUGGGUUGUAAUAGCUACGAAUAGUAAUCUCUAAAAUCGGCAUGAGUGAUGUCAAAAUGCAAACUUCCGCUCAAAUGUAUUUUAAUGGUAGAAUGUGAUGCGCAACCUCACAUAAAAAAGACUCGCAUUGGGACUGGCAGGAUUUGUGCCCAGUCUGAUUUUUCGAGCCUGAUCUGUUCGGAUGUAAUAUCGAUUACGGACUACUGGAAAUCAUUUUGGAAGUUGCUGCCAGAGAGUAUGCCUGGAAUAAAAAGAAUGAAAGGUUGCUUCAUAAACACACAAAUCCCUUGUGCACACAAAGUUGUUAUUGAGCACAAAAGUCGCCAUCGAUUCUCACUUUUUCUAGGCAAGCUUCCUAACCUGACCAAGACGUCCUUUAAUGAGUUGAUGAAGGAGGACUGUAACAGACUUGAAAUUCCUAAUUUUAAUCAUUUUCAACUAAUUUUUAAUUCCUUCAAUUUAAUUCCUAAUUCUCGAUUUUUAAUCUCCAACUUCAUCUAAUUUAUAAAUCUUAUAUUCCAACUAACUAUAUAUUUAUUGAUUCAAUUUCUGAUUUAAUUUCCAAUUCGAUUUUCAAGUUAUUUAAUUUUUUAAUUUUCUUUCAAUUCCUAAUACUUGCUCGAUUUCUUAAAC